AUUUGCUGCCUUCGCUUAUCCUUCCAUGGUACCGCCCACUUCCUGACGUCAUCGCGCCAGUCGGCUCUACGUAACGUGGAUGCACAGGGUUGUAAACCGGAGAAAGAGCAUAUCGUACAAUGGUAAUGAAAGCAUCCAUAGAAGACGAUGACUCAGGAUGGGAACUCUCCAUGCAGGACAAAAUGGGAAAGAGCAAUGGAAACUGGAUAGACAUAACUCAGGAAUUCCGAGAUGCAUGCAGUGACCUGAAGCUGGGAGAGUUACUCCAUGACAAGCUGUUUGGACUGUUUGAAGCAAUGUCAGCUAUAGAAAUGAUGGAUCCCAAAAUGGAUGCAGGAAUGAUUGGAAAUCAGGUUAACAGAAAGGUUCUAAACUUUGAACAAGCCAUAAAGGAUGGCACAAUUAAAACCAAGGAUUUGACAUUGCCAGAAUUAAUAGGAAUUAUGGAUACCUGCUUUUGCUGUCUGAUCACCUGGUUGGAGGGUCACUCAUUAGCGCAAACAGUUUUCACUUGCCUUUAUGUCCACAAUCCAGACCUUAUAGAAGACCCAGCAAUGAAAGCAUUUGCAUUGGGAAUCCUCAAAAUCUGUGACAUUGCUAGAGAGAAAGUCAACAAAGCUGCUGUUUUUGAAGAGGAGGAUUUCCAGUCAAUGACAUAUGGAUUUAAAAUGGCUAACAAUGUUACGGAUUUACGAGUAACAGGAAUGCUGAAAGAUGUAGAAGAUGAUCUACAGAGGAGGGUAAAGAGCACCAGGAGCCGACAGGGAGAAGCAAGAGAUCCUGAAGUAGAACUUGAACACCAGCAGUGCUUAGCAGUAUUCAGCAGAGUGAAGUUCACCAGAGUUUUACUCACAGUUUUAAUUGCUUUUACCAAAAAGGAGACCAGUGCAGUGAUAGAAGCAUCAAAGCUAAUCAGCCAGGCAUCUGAUCUUCUGUGUGCAAUACACAACUCGCUUCCAUAUGGCAUCCAGGCCCAGAAUGAUACAACAAAAGGAGAUCAUCCUAUCAUGAUGGGCUUUGAACCUCUUGUUAAUCAACGGCUACUUCCUCCAACUUUCCCUCGCUAUGCUAAAAUUAUUAAAAAAGAAGAAAUGGUUACCUAUUUUUACAAACUUAUAGACCGUAUAAAAAUGGUCUGUGAAGUUGUCAAUUUAACAAAUCUUCAUAGCAUAUUGGAUUUUUUCUGUGAAUUUAGUGAGCAAUCUCCGUGUGUUCUUUCAAGAUCUCUCUUACAGACUACUUUCCUUGUGGAUAACAAGAAGGUUUUUGGAACCCAUCUGAUGCAAGACAUGGUGAAGGACGCGUUACGGUGUUUUGUUAGUCCUCCUGUGCUCUCGCCAAAAUGUUGUCUGUACAAUAACCACCAGGCAAAAGACUACAUUGAUUCCUUUGUGACCCACUGUGUACGACCAUUCUGCAACUUAAUUCAGAUCCAUGGUCACAACCGAGCACGGCAGAGAGAUAAACUGGGACACAUUCUAGAAGACUUUGCCACUUUACAGGAUGAGGCUGAAAAGGUAGAUGCCGCUUUACACAGCAUGUUGCUGAAACAAGAGCCACAGAGGCAGCAUCUAGCUUGCCUGGGAACAUGGGUGCUUUAUCACAACCUUAGGAUAAUGAUCCAGUAUCUUCUGAGCGGCUUUGAGCUGGAACUCUAUAGCAUGCAGGAAUAUUACUACAUCUAUUGGUAUUUGUCUGAAUUCUUGUAUGCCUGGCUCAUGUCCACACUGAGUCGGGCAGAUAGUUCCCAGAUGGCAGAGGAGCGCAUAAUGGAGGAACAACAGAAGGGCCGGAGCAGCAAAAAGACAAAGAAAAAGAAGAAAGUUCGACCUCUGAGCAGAGAGAUCACUCUUAGCCAAGCUUAUCAAAAUAUGUGUGCUGGGAUGUACAAGACUAUGAUUGCAUUUGACAUGGAUGGCAAAGUAAGGAAACCAAAGUUUGAGCUGGACAGUGAACAAGUCCGAUACGAGCACAGGUUUGCUCCAUUCAACAGCGUUAUCACCCCACCUCCAGUGCACUACCUGCAGUUUAAGGAAAUGUCUGAUCUGAAUAAAUACAGCCCCCCUCCUCAGUCUACAGACCUGUACAUGGCAGCCAGCAAGCACUUUCAACAAGCAAGAAUGAUUUUAGAAAAUAUUCCUAAUCAGGAUCAGGAGGUCACAGAGAUCUUGAAGGUUGCUAAAAACAAUAUUGUCGUCAUGAAGUUGCUUGCAGGAGGCCACAAGAAAGACUCAAAGGUACCCCCUGAAUUUGAUUUCUCUGCACAUAAGUAUUUUCCUGCUGUGAAACUGGUUUAAAUGGGCUGUGCCAUGAAGAGGCUGUUACAAAUCUACACAAGGAAUGUGUUCGUCUUAUUCAGUGUGUACUUGUUGCAGUGCUGAUGCUAGUUUUACUCAAAUUUUUUAAUUGAUUUUUUUGUUUGUAAAAAUGUCUCUACCCUUGUUUUGUUGAAUAAUUAUUAAAUAUUUA
This is a messenger RNA of Spea bombifrons (plains spadefoot toad), 2469 nucleotides long. It is a transcript of the gene NAA35, whose product is annotated as N-alpha-acetyltransferase 35, NatC auxiliary subunit. Lineage: Eukaryota; Metazoa; Chordata; Amphibia; Anura; Pelobatidae. The transcript has 23 exons. Gene Ontology annotation, biological process: N-terminal peptidyl-methionine acetylation. Gene Ontology annotation, cellular component: NatC complex. The coding region runs from base 120 to 2297 and encodes 725 amino acids. The record is from RefSeq and is a predicted model, not a curated record.